ACUACUGCCCCAACAAGCACAACAACUGCUGUGGCAACUACAACAACUAGUGCCCCAACAACUGCUUUGGCAACUACAACAACUACUGCCCCAACAACCACAACUGCUGUGGCAACUGCAACAACUACUGCCUCAACAACCACAACAACUGCUGAGGCAACUGCAACGACUACUGCCCCAACAACUGCUAUGGCAACUGCAACAACUACUGCACCAACCACUACAACUACUGCCCCAACAACCACAACUGCUGCGGCAACUGCAACAACUACUGCCCCAACAACCACAACAACUGCUGAGGCAACUGCAACAACUACUGCUGCAGCAACUAUAACAACUACUGCCCCAAUAACCACAACAACUGCUGUGGCAACUGCAACAACUACUGCCCCCACAACCACAACCUCUGCUGCGGCAACCACAACAACUACUGCCCAAACAACUGCUAUGGCAACUGCAACAACUACUGCCCCCACAACCACAACCUCUGCUGCGGCAACCACAACAACUACUGCCCAAACAACUGCUAUGGCAACUGCAACAACUACUGCACCAACCACUACAACUACUGCCCCAACAAGCACAACAACUGCAAUGACAACUGCAACAACUACUGCCCCAACAACCACAACAACUGCUGCGGCAACCACAACAACUACUGCCCAAACAACUGCUAUGGCUUUGACAACUGCAACAACUACUGCACCAACCACUACAACUACUGCCCCAACAAGCACAACAACUGCUAUGACAACUGCAACAACUACUGCCCCAACAACCACAACUGCUGCAGCAACUGCAACAACUACUGCCCCAACAACCACAACAACUGCUGAGGCAACUGCAACAACUACUGCCCCAACAACCACAACAAAUGCCGUGGCAACUGCAACAACUACUGAUCCAACAACUGCUGCGGCAAUUGCAACAACUACUGCCCCAAUAACCACAACAACUGCUGCGGCAAUUACAACAACUACUGCCCCAACAACCACAACAACUACUGCUGAAACUGCAACAACUACUGAUCCAACAAGCACAACAACUGCUAUGACAACUGCAACAACUACUGCCCCAACAACCACAACUGCUGCGGCAACUGCAACAACUACUGCCCCAACAACCACAACAACUGCUGAGGCAACAGCAAAAACUACUGCCCCAACAACCACAACAACUGCCGUGGCAACUGCAACAACUACUGAUCCAACAACUGCUGCGGCAACUGCAACAACUACUACCCUAACAACCACAACAACUGCCGUGGCAACUACAACAACUACUGCCCCAAUAACCACAACAACUGCUGUGGCCAUUGCAACAACUACUGCCCCAACAACCACAACAACUGCCAUGGCAACUGCAACAACUACUGAUCCAACAACUACCACAACAACUGCUGAGGCAACUGCAACAACUACUGCCCCAACAACCACAACCACAACAACAACUACUGCAUCAACUACAACUACAACUGCUCCAACCACAACUACUACUGCUCAAACAACUACAACUACUGCCCAAACCACAACAACCACUGCCCCAACUACAACAACCACUGCCCCAACUACAACAACCACUGCCCCAACCACAACUACUACUGCCCCAACCACAACAACUACUGCCCCAACCACAACAACUACUGCUCCAGCCACUACUACUAAUGCGCCAACCACUACUAGUGCACCAACCACAACUACUACUGCUCCAACCACAACUACUAAUGCCCCAACUACAACAACUGAUGCCCCAGCUACAACUACUGCACAAACCACUACAAUUACUGCUCCAACUUCAACAACUACUGCUCCAAUCACUGCAACUACUGCACCUACCUCCACAACUACUGCACCAACCACAACUACUACUGCUCCAACCACAACAACUACUGCACCAACCACGACAACUGCUGCUCCAACUACAAUGACUGCGCAAACCACUACAACUACUGCCCCAUCCACAACUGCUCCAACUACAACAACUACUGCACCAACUACAACAACUACUGCACCAACCACGACAACUACUGCCCCAACCACAACUACUACUGCCCCAACCACAACAACUACUGCCCCAACCACAACAACUACUGCCCCAACUACAACUACUACUGCACCAACUACAACAACUACUGCUCCAACCACCACAACUACUGCACCAACCACAACUACUGCUGCACCAACCACAACAACUACUGCCCCAACCACAACUACUACUUCUCCAACCACAACAACUACUGCACCAACCACGACAACUACUACCCCAACCACAACUACUUCUGCUCCAACCACAACAACUACUGCUCCAACCACAACUACUACAGCUCCAACCACAACAACUACUGCAUCAACCACGACAACUACUGCCCCAACCACAACUACUACUGCUCCAACCACAACAACUACUGCCCCAACCACAACAACUACUGCCCCAACCACAACUACUACAGCUCUAACCACAACAACUACUGCUCCAACUACAACUACUACUGCACCAACUACAACAACUGCUGCUCCAACCACCACAACUACUGCUCCAACCACCACAACUACUGCCCUAACCACAACAACUACUGCACCAACCAUGACAACUACUGCCCCAACCACAACUACUACUGCCCAAACCACAACAACUACUGCCCCAACCACAACUACUACUGCUCCAACCACAACAACUACUGCCCCAACCACAACUACUACAGCUCCAACCACAACUACUGCCCCAACCACAACUACUACAGCUCUAACCACAACAACUACUGCUCCAACUACAACUGCACCAACUACAACAACUACUGCUCCAACCACCACAACUACUGCCCCAACCACAACAACUACUGCACCAACCACAACAACUACUGCACCAACCACGACAACUACUGCCCCAACCACAACUACUGCCCAAACCACAACAACAACUGCCCCAACCACAACUACUACAGCUCCAACCACAACAACUACUGCCCCAACCACAACUAAUACAGUUCUAACCACAACAACUACUGCCCCAACUACAACUGCACCAACCACAACAACUACUGCCCAAACCACAACUACUACAGCUCCAACCACAACAACUACUGCACCAACCACAACAACUACUGCACCAACCACGACA
Messenger RNA from Solea solea (common sole), 3117 nucleotides. Its product is annotated as mucin-2-like. The annotation marks the transcript as partial. Lineage: Eukaryota; Metazoa; Chordata; Actinopteri; Pleuronectiformes; Soleidae. The record is from RefSeq and is a predicted model, not a curated record. The transcript has 4 exons.